UAUAAAAGGUUUUAAAAAAGCCAGCAGAAGUAAGCAGUUGCUACAGGGCUCGGGGGUCACUUGUGCUUCACUUGACUACUCUGUUCACGUACAUCAUGGAAAACAGCAAACCACUGGGAAGUGUUGGUCUUGACACUCAGCCCAGCGCACCAGAAGCACCAUCUGCUGAGCCUUCCCGGCCCUUCUCCAUAUAUGAAACUUUUCUGACAGAAGAAGGUAUCCUACCACAAUCCCCACCAGAAGACAAAAGCCUACAGGAAAUAACCCCAAAUGGUACAAAUUCUCCUAUAAUCAGUCUGCCCACCAUUGAUGAUGACUGUGCCCGGGAGGCCCUAAUACAGUUUGCUACUCAGAAAUGCUGCUAUGGUGCCACUCCAGCUAAGAAUCUGGUCUUGAUGGAAAUCAAGCCUUAUGCAACAUUUAAAUAUCGUCUAGAAACAUUUACUGAAGACAGAGGAGUGAAGUGGGUUAAUGAACCGUUUCAUGGUCAGGAUGUGGAUGGCCCUGAACGUGGACCAGCCCCUUCAGCUUGGGAAAUAGCGGUGGAGGGUCCACCUCUCUUUGUGGACUGUAUAGUUGAUGUCCCAGUGCCUCACACAGCUUAUGUAAAGGUGUGUUCUACCUGUAGUGGGCUUUGCACGGUCAUAUGUUACGUCUGCGGUGGACUUGGACGGAGGACAUGUAUUUCGUGUGGUGGAACAGGACGCCAGAUGAACAACACCUUUUGUUAUUCUUGUAGUGGUAUGGGACGGUCCAGCUGUUACUCUUGCUUUGGACGGGGUCGCAUUACUUGCUCUGAUUGUGCUGGCAAUGGAAAGCAGAUACGCUAUGUGAUGCUGACUGUAACCUGGAAAAAUAAUAUCACUGAAUAUAUUCAAGAUCGCCAGACAGGAUUCCCUUUGAAAAAGUUCAGUAAAGUCAACGGCGACAACAUUUUUUGUGAUCAAAGUGUAAUGGUAUAUCCAAUUGUGGGAUUCCCAGAAGAAGAUAUCAGUGAAGCAUCUCGAGUGACUACUCAAAAGCACCUGGAGAUGUUUUCAAGCACAAUGCGCAUCCACCAGCAGCGUCAGACAAUUGAACGGAUUCCACUAUAUCAUGUUAUCUACGAUUGGAAAGGAAAACAGCACAGUUACUACAUUUAUGGCACAGAGAAGAAGGUCUACGCCCCAGGAUAUCCAGCACGUUGCUGCUGGUUGUGCAGCAUCUUAUAGCAAAAAAGCAAAUGUGAAACGGCCAUGUUGAUACAAAAACCAAGAAAGCUGCAUCCUGUUAAGGCCAGCCUUUCCAUUUAGCAAAGAACAAGUGAUCGUUUAGGAGUACCAUCUCACAGACUGCUGUCUAUCCUCUAUCUUCUAGCCCAAAAAUUCCUAAUCCUGUUCCUGACACUCCAUAUUAACUGAGCUUCUAACAGCUACAUAAUGCUCAUCCAUGAUUAAAGAACAUUUCGCUGAAUUACUAUUGCAAUGUAAGAAACAACUGCCAUGGCUAUUUCAUCAGCAGCACAGCCGUAGAUGAUGUUAUGUCUAUGUCACUCACUAAAAUCGUGUAUAUUUUUGGGCAAGAAACUGUUGUGAUAAAAUGGAAGACAGAACAAGAAGUCUUUACGCAAAAGCUUUGUAACAAUUGCCCUUUACAUGUUUCUGUCAUGGAAAAGGAUAAUGGAAGUAUGUUACAGGAAACAAUGACUGGGUUCUGUUAAGAAAAGCACUGCAGAAUAAUUAAAGUGCAAUUUUGAAAAAAAUGAACAAAGUGCUCUAUUUUGUAUAAAUAUUCUGAUUGUAUUCUUCAUGCAACUGUAAAAUAAAC
Molecule: messenger RNA, 1806 nt
Organism: Polypterus senegalus (gray bichir)
Lineage: Eukaryota; Metazoa; Chordata; Cladistia; Polypteriformes; Polypteridae
Product: protein SSUH2 homolog
Exons: 12
Coding region: 96-1211 (371 amino acids)
Source: RefSeq, a predicted model, not a curated record